Oncorhynchus nerka (sockeye salmon) is the source of this 9249-nucleotide messenger RNA. Its product is annotated as neuroblast differentiation-associated protein AHNAK-like. Gene Ontology annotation, molecular function: protein binding. NCBI's taxonomy places the organism in Eukaryota, Metazoa, Chordata, Actinopteri, Salmoniformes, Salmonidae. The coding region runs from base 189 to 9212 and encodes 3007 amino acids. The transcript has 7 exons. Gene Ontology annotation, biological process: regulation of RNA splicing; peripheral nervous system myelin maintenance. The record is from RefSeq and is a predicted model, not a curated record. Gene Ontology annotation, cellular component: nucleus; cytoplasm.
UUUACACGCUAGCCCAGCAACGGCCAGAUUCUUCCACCAGCCUACUGACAGACAGACAGAGUGCUAACCUUCAGAUAAUUAUCUGUCCAUCCAAUUGCACCCAUCUCUCUUUUUGUUGUUGUUAGUUUCUCAGUGUGUCAAAGUGUGUUUGUGUGUGUGUGCUCUGUGGGUUUGCGUCUCUUCGUACCAUGUGUGAGUGUCUACGUGGGAUAUUCAGAGUCACCUGGACACCCUCUUCCAAUGCAGACUCUGACAGAGAAUUGGAAGAAAGUCAUGUAUUUACGCAGGCCAGAGACCCAGCCGUGAAGGACAAAAGGUGGUCUCCCCCUUCGGACAGGCCUCCCACCGCCCCCCACGCCAACCCUCACCACAGUGCCUCCCCAGAGGACCAGGAGAGCCCAGAGAGAGUGGUUCAGAAAGAGAAACUGCAUGCAGAGCUGAAGCAGGUGCUGAGUCUGAAGAGAAGCCACUUGAAAGAGACGUCUCAUUUGGCCCAAGCAGAGAUGGAUUCUUCAACAGACGCCCAAGCAGUGGAGGAAACUGCAUCUGAGGUGGUGGAGGUUGUGCUGGAGACAGAGGCUGAGGCUGGAGCCAGUGGCUACAGUGUCACAGGUGGAGGGGAGCGAGGCCUCUUCAUUAAGGACGUCCUUAAAGACUCCACUGCAGCAAAGCAUCUUAGCCUCCAGCAAGGAGAUCAGUUGCUCAGUGCAAGAGUCUACUUUGACAAUGUGAAGUAUGAGGAUGCCCUGAAGAUCUUGCAGUGUGCAGAGCCUUAUAAAGUCUCAUUUUUCCUGAAGAGGACCAUCACCGGCGCUGAUGUCACUAUGCACCCUGGCACCACCAGCUUGGAACUGAAAGGACCCAAAACCAAGAUGCAGAAAAUGAGUGUCAAGAGCAUCAAACCUUUCAAAGUGAAGAAAAAGAAGGGAGGACGUUUUGGAUUGAAAAGGCUGAAGGAAAACAAGAAAGGGAGCACUGGAGCAGAGUUAGAGAUGGAGGGAUCCCCUUCCAAGGUGGAGCUCAACCCCAUUGAUGUGGAGUUUGCCUUCCCCAAGUUCAAGCUGGGGAAGGAUGGGAAGGCAGAGGGAGCUGAGCAGCAUGGAGGAGUGGGCGCCACUGGCAGGAAGAAGAGGACGAUAAGGUGUUCCAGGAUGAAAGCAAAUGGUGCUGAGGCGGCUACAGGAGAAGUUGACAUAACAGAACCAGCGGGACAGGCUGACGUCUCCCUGCCAGACGUGCCUGGAGCUAAGGUCAAAGUCAAAGGAAAGGGCCACAGGUUCGGAAUUCAUUUCCCUAAAACAAAAAAGACUAAAUCGGACACUGCCUUGUCUGGAGGGUCCCUGGACCUGAAACCUCCUGGUGUCAAAUUCACACCACCCUCAGUGGAAUUCAGUUUGCCAUCUGGAAACAAGGACGUUGACCUACAGAAACGAGAAGUGAAAGUCAAGGAGGGGUCAAAAUUGAUGCACAGAGAGGUAGAGCUUUCAUUAGGACUCCCCUCAGCCUGUCACUCUGAUGAAAUUGAUGGUGAGAUAAAAGCAAAAGGUUUAGCUGAAGGAGUUGAAGGGUCAACAGCCCUAUCUGGCAUUAAAAUGCCAGUUAUUGACAUCUCUGCACCCAACAUAGAUCUGCAGCUGGACACCCGGCGUACAGUGCCAGACGAGAUAGAGGGACCCUUUUUUAAAGGGCCAAAUAUAUCCAUGCCCAAAACUGACAUUGCAUUACCAAAGAUUGGAUCGUCUAACAUGGAUAUUGAAGGUCCAGAAAAGGGUGGAAAAAUUUGCCUGCCAAUUGUUGACAUUUCACUGCCAAAGAUGAUACCAGCAGAAGCAAACGUUGAUGUGGAAGGACACAUUGGAAAAGGAGGCAAGUUCAAAACGCCAACUUUCAAUGUUUCUCUUCCAAAAUUCAAGUCUCCAGAGGAGCAUACAAAUAUAGAGGGGCCUGAAGUCAAAGGGGAGUUCAACAUGCCAAAAGUUGACCUCUUACGCCCAAAAGGCAAAGCAGAGGGAGAGGUGGACAUUGAAGGAUACUUAGGAAAAGGAGGUCAAUUUCAGAUGCCCACAUUUGACAUUUCUCUACCAAAAAUGAAGUCAUCAGAGAGAGAAAGGAAUGUAGAAGGACCUGAAGUGAAGGGUGGCAAAAUGAAAAUGCCCUCUAUUGACAUAUCUCUCCCUGAAGGAAAAACAGAGGGGAAUAUUAACAUUGAGGGACAUUCUGGAAAAGGAGGCAAGUUCAAAAUGCCCUCAUGUGACAUUUCUCCUCCUAAAAUGAAGGGUGAUGCCAGUUUAGAGGGACCUGAAUUGAAAGGGGGAAAGUUUGAAAUGCCCCCACUUGAUAUUUCCCUUGCCAAAGGAAAAACAGAGGGUGAAGUCAACAUUGAUGCAAAUGUAGGAAAAGAAGGAAAGUUCUCUCUUCCAAAAAUAAGGUUACCAAAGGGUGACAUGAAAAUAGAAGGAUCUGAUGUGAAAGGCAUCACAUUUCAUAUGCCCACUAUAGAUUGUUCACUUCCAACAGGAAAAACAGAAGGUGACAUGAGUGUCGAAGGAGAUGCAUCUAAAGGAGGAAAGUCUCACAUGCCUUCAUUUGAUAUUUCUGCUCCAAGAGUAAAGUUACCAGAGGGUAAAGCCAAAGUAGAAGGACCUGAAAUUAAAGGUGGAAAGGUUGAGAUGCCAAAAAUGGAUGUUUCCCUUCCAAAAGGCAAAACAGCAGGAGAAGUUAACAUUGAAGGCCAUGUCAGUAAAGGGGGCAAGUUUAAGAUGCCCACAUUCGGCAUUUCUUUCCCGAAAUUGAAGUCACCAGAGGGUAAGGUCAACACAGAGGGACCUGAAGUCAAAGGAGGGAAGUUUAAAAUGCCUACAAUUGGCAUUUCACUACCAAAAGGAAAAUCGGAAGGUGACAUCAAUGUUGAAGGAGGUACUGAAGCAGGAAGCAAAUUUCAUAUGCCCACAUGUGACAUUUCUCUUCCAAAAAUGAAGUCACCAGAUGCAGAUACCAGUUUAGAAGGACCAGAAGUCAAAGGAGGGAAGUGUCACAUGCCAACAAUUGACCUUUCCCUUCCCAAGGGAAAGGGAGCAAUUGACACUGAAGGACAUUCUGGAAAAGGAGGCAAGUUCCAAAUGCCAGCAUUCGAUAUAUCACUUCCAAAAAUGAAGACACCAGAUGGUGAAGUCAGCCUAGAAGUCCCUGAAGUCAAAGGGGGGAACAUUAAUAUGCCAACGAUGAACAUUUCUCUUCCAAAAGGAAAAAUGGAAGGUGAAGCUAAGGGACAUGCAAGCAAAGGGGGAAAACUUCACAUGCCCUCAAUUGACAUUUCCCUUCCAAAAAUGAAGUUGCCUGAAGGUGAAGUCAAAGUAGAAGGCCCCGAAGCCAAAGGUGGAAACAUUGAAAUGCCAUCGACUGAUAUUUCACUUCCCAAAGGAAAGAUGGAGGGGGAAAUUGACAUUGAAGGACAUUCUGGAAAAGGAGGAAGAUUUCAUAUGCCUACAUUUGAUGUUUCCCUUCCAAAAAUGAAGUCACUAGAACCAGAUGUCAGUUUAGCAGGACCGGACGCCAAAGGAGGGAAGUUUCAUAUGCCAACAAUGGACUUUUCCCUUCCCAAGGAAAAGGGUGAGAUUGACACUCAAGGACAUUCUGGAAAAGGAGGCAAGUUCCAAAUGCCAGCAUUGGAUAUAUCACAUCCAAAAAUGAAGACACCAGAAGGAGAAGUCAGCCUAGAAGGCCCUGAUGUGAAAGGUGGAAAGUUUAAAAUGCCAAAGAUUGAUAUUUCACUUCCAAAAGGAAAAACAGAAGGGGGAAUCGACAUUGAAGGACAUUUGGGGGGAAAAGGAAAGUUUCACAUGCCCACAUGCGACAUGUCCUUGCCAAAAAUGAAGUCAAAUGAUGGUGACAUGAAAUUAGAGGGGCCAGAAGUGAAAGGCAGUAAAAUACAUAUGCCUAAAAUUGACAAUUCUCUUCCAAAGGGGAAGGCAGAAUGUGAUAUUCAGGUUGACGGGCAUGGUGGUAAAGGCGGAAUGUUCCAGAUGCCCUCAAUUGACAUUUCUCUUCCAAAAAUGAAGUUGCUCGAGGGUGAAGUCAAAGUAGAAACCCCUCAAGCCAAAGAUGGAAAGUUUGAAAUUCCAACAAUUGAUAUUUCACUCCAAAAAGGAAAAGCAGAGGAAGAAAUUGACAUGGAAGGACAUUCCGGAAAAGGAGGAAAGUUUCAUAUGCCAAAGUUUGAUGUAUCGCUACCAAAAAUGAAGCUCCCAGAGGGUGACAUCAAACUAGAGGGACCAGAAGGGAAAGGCAACAAAAUACAGUUACCUAACAUUGACAUUUCUCUUCCUAAAGGGAAAACUGAAGGAGAUAUUGAGGUUGAGGGGCAUGGUGGCAAAGGGGGCAAGUUUCACAUGCCCUCAAUUGACAUUUCCCUUCCAAAAAUGAAGUUGCCUGAAGGUGAAGUCAAAGUAGAAGGCCCCGAAGCCAAAGGUGGAAACAUUGAAAUGCCACCGAUUGAUAUUUCACUUCCCAAAGGAAAGAUGGAGGGGGAAAUUGAUAUUGAAGUUCAUUCUGGAAAAGGAGGAAGAUUUCAUAUGCCUACAGUUGACGUUUCCCUUCCCAAAAUGAAGUCACUAGAACCAGAUGUCAGUUUAGAAGGACCGGACGUCAAAGGAGGGAAGUUUGAAAUGCCAAAGAUUGAUAUUUUACUUCCAAAAGGAAAAACAGAGGGAGAAACUGACAUUGAAGAACAUUCUGGAAAUGGAGGAAAGUUUCAUAUGACCUCAUUUGAUGUGUCACUACCAAAGAUGAAGCACCCAGUGGGUGAUGUCAAAGAAGGCCUUGAAGUCAAAGGGGGGAAGUUUAAAAUGCCCAAAAUUGAAGCAGAGGUUAGGAGUGGAGUCAAGUUACCAACUGUUAAACUGCCAACAGUAGACGUAUCUGCACCAAAGGUUGACUUCGACUCUGGGCUGUCAAAAUCUGAAGGAGAUGAUAGGGAAGAGACGGAGCUACAAAAAGCAGAGGGUGAAAGGCCAUCCUCUGGGUCAAGUUUUGACAUGCCAGAUAUCUCUCUCAAAAUGCCAAGAUUUUCUCUCCCUAAAUUUGGUGGAAAGUCUAGUGGAGAUGUAAACCUAGAAGGAUAUGGCACAGAGGAUGAUAUUGAUAUUAGCCCCCCACGAGCGGAUGGUGAGGGCAGACCAGCAUCAGCAGAAAUACGCGGAGAGGGAAAAAUAGAAGGUAAACUAAAGAAGCCCAAAAUGAAAAUGCCAAUGUUUGGAAUAUCUAAGAAAGAUGUAUCAAUAGCCAGCCCUGAUGUGGAAAUCAAGACAGAAAAAGGGAAAGUGGACAUUCCAAAGCCAAGAAUCAGUGUAGAACAUCCAGAGGACAAAGCAAAUAGAAAAUAUAGACUAAAAUUCCCAAAGUUUAAGAAGUCAUCUCCUAAAGGUAAACUACCAGAGGGAGAAAUAGAUGUCUCAAUGGAUAGUGGAAUGGAAGGGAAAGGUGGCAUUCAUGCACCCGAUGAUACAAACAAAAUGCCAAAGUGCUCCAUGCCAGGGUUUGGCUCACAGGAGAUAGACUUUGACAGUAGUGGACCCAGUGCUGAACUAGAUGUCACAGGAAAGGUAAAAAUACCAUCAGUGGAGAUAUCCCUGCCAGUUGCCAAGAAAUCUGAGCAAGAAGUGUUACUCCCAAAGGCUGAGGUGGAUGUGUCUGAGGCUGACAUCAGAGGUUAUGAAGGAAACCUGAAAAUCCCUAAAAUGCCAACUAUUGAUGUAUCAGCACCCAAAAUUGACCUUGAUGUAACUCUGCCUAAAAUCAAGCAUGAAACAAAAAUUGAGGGGGAGGGAGGCAAAUUUAAGAUGCCAAACAUCAAAAUGCCUGAUAUAGAUUUAUCACUUCCUAAAGAAAAAACUGGGAACAUUGAUGCAUCCAAGGUUGAAAUUGAGGGAAGGGGUGGAAAAUUCAAGAUGCCUGUCAUUAAAAUGCCAAAGGUUGACAUAUCACUUCCAAUAGGAAGACAUAGAGCAAUGGAUGUAUCCACAGUGGAAAUUGAAGGAGAAGGUGUAAAAUUCAAGAUGCCACAUAUGGAAAUGCCAAAUGUUGAUAUAUCACUUACCAAAGGAAAAAGUGGAGGGAUUGAAGGGCCAGAGAUGGAAAUUGAAGGAGGGGGCGGAAAUUUCAAAAUGCCACAUAUGAAAAUGCCUGUGGUAGACUUAUCACUUCCGAAGGGAAAGUCUGGAGACAAAAGUGCACCAGAAAUUGAAAUGGAAGGAGGAACAUUCAAGAUGCCACAUAUAAAAAUGCCAAAUAUUGGUACAUCACUUACCAAAGGAAAAAGUGGAGAGAUUGAAGGACCAGAGAUGGACAAUGAAGGAGAGGGUGGAAAGUUCAAGAUGCCACAUAUUAAAAUGCCAAAUGUUGAUACAUCACUUACCAAAGGAAAAAGUGGAGGGAUUGAAAGACCAGAGAAGGAAAUUGAAGGAGGGGGCGGAAAUUUCAAAAUGCCACAUAUGAAAAUGCCUGUGGUAGACUUAUCACUUCCAAAGGGAAAGUAUGGAGACAUAAGUGCACCAGAAAUGGAAAUGGAAGGAGGAGGAAAAUUCAAGAUGCCACAUUUGAAAAUACCAAGUAUUGGUACAUCACUUCCCAAAGGAAAAAGUGGAGAGAUUGAAGGACCAGAGAUGGACAAUGAAGAAGAGGGUGGAAAAUUCAAGAUGCCACAUAUUAAAAUGCCAAAUGUUGAUGUAUCACUUCCAAGAGGAAAAAGUGGAGACAUCAGUACACCAGAAAUGGAAAUGGAAGGAGGGGGAAAAUGGAAGAUGCCACAUAUGAAAAUGACAAACAUUGAUAUAUCACUUCCAAGAGGAAAAACUGGAGAGAUUGAAGCACCAGAGAUGGAAAUUCAGUCAGAGGGAGGAAAGUUCAAAAUGCCAAAGGUAGAUAUAUCACUUCCGAAAGGAAAGUAUGGAGAAAUUAGAGCACCAGAAAUGGAAGUCAAAGGAGGAAAUUUCAAGAUGCCACAUAUGAAAAUGCCAAAUAUUGCCAUAUCACUUCCAAAAGGAAAAAGCGGAGAUGUUAAUGCACCUGAAUUGGAAAUGGAUGGUGAGGGUGGAAGAUAUAAGAGGCCAGAAAUCAAACUGUCAAAUAUAGAUAUUACAAUGCCAAAGGGAAAUUCUGGUGACAUUGAUGCUGAAAUCAAACAGCCCAACGCUGAGGCAGAAGGAAAGAUAAAAAUGCCUUUGAUUGGUUUACCAAAGUUUACAACUCCCGACCUUGAUUUGGACAUGAAUGUUGGAAACCCCAACCAUGGACCUGAGGUUCAUGGGAAAAGUUCAGACAAAACUGGUUCACAUUCUGAGGGAGACCAUAAGACGAAAAUCAAAAUGCCAACAAUAGACAUAGAGUGCCCAAAAGGAGAUCUGGAGCUGGAUAUAGGCUUCCAUAAAGCUGAGGGAAAGAAGGACAGAAAAAUAAUAGAGUUGCCUGACUUAGACCUUAAAACUUCUGGUACCAAAGGUAAGGGGCCAAAAGUCAAAAGCACCAAAUUCAAAAUUGGAUUGCCAAAAAUGAAGAACACUGGAGAUCAAGCAUUAGAUGCAACCACAAAGAAGACUGGGAAAGAGAAUGAAGGGGCCAGUGGUAGAUUUAUGAUUAAGAAGACAAAGCUUGGCCAAGGUGCAGAUGUGGCGGCAGAUGCGAAGGCAGUUGGUUCUGUGUUGCCAAACAUCUCCCUCCCAGAUGUGGGCUUCUCAGUAUCCAAAGGAGCCAGCCAAGAGGAUGAAGGUCAUGGUCCAGAGAUGAGUGCUAAAUUGCCAAAAUUCAAACUCCCUAAUGUGGAGAUCUCAGGUCCUUCAAUGACUGGCCAAGGAGGAGCACAAAUCAACAGAGGACAACAAGAAAACAAAGAUGGUAUCAAGUUUCAAAUGCCAAAGGUUACUCUACCGUCUGUGGGGCUGAAGAGCAAACAAGGCUCUGCCGAGCCCACUGGCACAGAUGCCGGCACAGAGAAUGGAUUCACAUUACCUAAUCUUGGAAUCAAAGUCCUCAAAAUACCAGAUAUAGACUUUGAUAUUGGAGCAUCUCAAGCUGAGGACCAAGGGGCAGAUACAAGUACAAGACAAAAAAUCAAAAUACCCAAGUUCGGGGUGGCUUUACCUGCUAUGUCUUCACCUGAAGCUAGAGUACAUUUGAAGGAUCCAGAGGUUGAGUAUGAAGGACCUAAAAUGCCCAAAGUUAAAAAAGCUGUAUUUGUUUUGGUGAAUCCCCAAACAGACCACUCCACUAUGUGUGAAGCAAGUGUCGAGUCUGGAGAGGCUAAAAUCAGAAUGCCAAAGAUCAAAAUGAAGCCAUCGUUUGGAAAGUCAGGAUCCAAGGAAAAGAGUGUUGCUUUGAGCAUUGAAGGAGAUGACAAGUCAAAGGGAGCAAAGCAAAAGAUUCCCAAAGUCACCUUCUCUCCAGGCAAAACAGGUUCAUUUGAUGUAACCCUAAAAGGUGAGGGGUCUAGUUCCAGCCUCAAUGGUGAGAAGGUUUCAACAUUCCAGAACGGAUCCAAGGAGGAUAAAGCUAAGUUUGUGAAGCUCAAGCUUCCAAAGAUAGAGUUCUCCUCGCCAUACUCAAAAAUAGGCAGUGGAGAAGAGGACCUUGAAAUGAGUGCUAAGCUUGUCAAGGAGUCCUCAGGAACUGACGGAGAAACCAAGAGGAAGAAAGUGAAAUCAGGCAAAAUGUCCUUCCCGGGAUUUAAGAAGAAGACAUCAAAAGGAGAGGAGGAAACUCAAGACAGUGUGGUGUCCUCAUCCGCCAGGACAGAAAUGCUAGAUCAGGAUAGUUCAGAAUCAACAACGGCCAUGGUCCCCAUUGGCUUUGUUCCAGGGAAGUCUAGGGGGCAGGCAGAGGCUGAGAGCAACAAGAAGGAGAUGGAAGGAAAGCAGUCAACCUGGUUCAAGGCCCCCAAAUUCAACCUGAAACCCAACUCAACAGGAAUUCUCCUCAUUACACCAGAAGGUUCUCCCCAGGGCAGCAGAUCCUCGCUCCAAUGCCAGGGUGUAGAUGAAACUGCAGGUACCUUCCGGCUCCAGAUGCCAAGCACGGGGUUCUCCACGCAGGAGGUGUCUGAGGAGAAUGUUACCACAACAAAGGAGGGAACCGUAACUGUGGUGACAAAGACGACAAAAAAUACGGUAACAGAGUCCAGAACUGGUCAAACCCACACAUCGCUAUCCCAUUGUAAUCACUGAAGAGAUGUGAGAGUAAUAUAUUUUCCCUCUGUCCUGA